UAGGUACCGCUCCGGCGGGAAGGCAACGGCGCUCCAUGCAGUCAUGCCGACCACAUGACGUUGGAGGUGUCUACGGACAACGCUAGCUCUUCGGCCUAGAAAUGGAGAUGAGCACCAACCUCCAGAGUCGGUCACGAGUGGAGUUAACAUCAGGGGAAACCUUUACCUUUACCUAACUAGUCGAUGGGCUGCAGUCUAGCUUUUCUUUCUGUCGAGAGUUUCUCUUAGAGCUGAUUGUCCUCCUGCAGGGAUGCUUUCCUGGCCGAGAGUGAGGAAACGGGGUCUUUGUCUGCAAAAGGGUUGGACGGUGGGGCAGAGGCAGAGUUUUGGAGGUUUGUUUUUGUAUCAGGAGUGACUUGAGAAACUGCAAGUCGCUUUUUGUGUGAGAGAAUGUGAAAGAGUUGGACGGUGCGGCAGAGGCAGAGUUUUGAGGGUUUGUUUUUGUAUCAGGAGUGACUUGAGAAACUGUAAGUCGCUUCUGGUGUGAGAGAAUGUGAAAGGGUUGGAUGGUGGGGCAGAGGCAGAGUUUUGGGGGUUUGUUUGUGUAUCAGGAGUGACUUGAGAAACUGCAAGUCGCUUCUGGUGUGAAAGAAUGGACCGUCUGCAAGGAUGUUGCCCAGGGAACACCCAGAUGUUUGAUUAUUUUACCAUUCUGUGGGAGGCUUCUCCAUGUCCCUGCAUGUGGAGCUAGAGCUGACAGGCGGAAGCUCAUUCAUGCUCUCCCCGGAUUCAAACCAGCAACGUUUCAGUCAGCAGUCCUGCUGGCACAAGGGUUUCAUCCCCAACAGUUUUGGUGGUGAAGCACAGCAAUAAAGGAGCGGAGACCUCGGUGCCAGGCUUUUGGAGCAUUUCCAAGGAAAGAACGGCUAAGACCGGCAUACCCCUUUCCUGCCUUCUGCAGACCGUUCCACAAGACCUCUUUCCCAACUUCAAAAGGCAGUAGAAACAACAACAGCCAAAGGAGAGAGCGAGAAGGACAGCCCUGAAGCUGGACGCUGAGUGAAGGGCAGCCAGAAGAAAGGAAUCGCCCCUGAGCCGGGCUUUGGGAGGCAGCCUUUCAAGAGGAUAAACCCGGGGAUUGAACCUGCCGCCUUUGAAAUGUACAAAUGUGCCUCACCCCAAAGGCAUGCCGCUCGCAAACGCCAGCAAAUGCGCCUCCGCCUCGUGCCAAGACAGCUCUCUCAUUGGCCGUCGCCAAGGCCGGCAUUCUCGUCCAUCCUCCGCAACAACCACCAAAGCCUGUCUGGACCAGACUCACUGUCGUCUCGGGAUGGACAUUCUUGCCACCAUAGAGCCCUUUUUGUGGCGCUCUCCCACACCGCCCUCGACUAUAUGGGACCCCCAGGCAUUGCCUCCCACUUUCUUUGCACAAUGAGAAGCAAAUUGCUCUCUGUUGGGGCUAUUUCCCACCCCAUUUGAAGAGGGAGGAGGAACAUGUGGCUCUCCAGAUGUUAUCAGACACCCCUCCCAUCCCAGGCAAGGGACACCUUUUUGUUCUAGAGGUCCAACUACACUCAGUAUUUCCCGUUUCUUAUUAAAAAGUCAAUUCUGCAAAAGUUUUUUCUCUGUGUUACCAUCAUUCUUUCCAUUACAAGAGGAAUGUCCCCACUCCGGCUUGCCUGCUCUCCAAAUUCUCUGAUUGUGGCCCUUCCCUGCAGUUAAUUAAGAGGGUGGAGUGGCCCCAUGUCUACGUCACCCUUUGCUUUCCUCUGUGGCCAAGAGAAUGUGACUUUUUCGACAAUGGGUUUCCCUGGCUGAAAAGGGGUUUGAGUGGUAGUCCAACACUUGCAGGAUUCUUCGACAUUGCUACUUAGUGGCUUCAUUUUGCUGGCCUUCUCCCACGCUUCCCGUGGCCAGAUUCGUUCAGAGGAGGCUUGCUCUUGCCUUCCUCUGGGGCUGAGAGAAUGUGACUUGUCUAAGGUGGGUUUCCAUGGCUGAGUGGGAAUUCAAACCCACUCACACAGUGGGUUUCAAUGGCCAAGCAACAGGGAUUCCAGCCAUUCCAAACUUAGGGAGACCCUAAAAACCUUGCAGACUGAAAGGUCGCAGAUUCAAAUCCCAGGAGCGGAGCGAGCGCCUGCUGUUAGCUCCAGCUUCUGCCAACCUAGCAGUUCGAAAACAUGCCAAUGUGAGUAGAUCAAUAGGUACCACUCUGGCGGGAAGGUAAUGGCUCUCCAUGCAGUCAUGCCAGCCACAUGACCUUGGAGGUGUCUACGGACAACGCCGGCUCUUUGGCUUAGAAAUGGAGAUGAGCACCAGCCCCCAGAGUGUGAGUAGAUCGAUAGGUACCGCUCCGGCGGGAAGGUAAUGGCGCUCCAUGCAGUCAUGCCAGUGGCCACAUGACCUUGGAGGUGUCUAUGGACAAUGCCCGCUCUUCGGCUUAGAAAUGGAGAUGAGCACCAACCCCCAGAGUCGGUCACAACUGGACUUAACGUCAGGGGAAAACCUUUACCUUACCUUAAGACUUAUUAUUAUUAUUAUUAUUAUUAUUAUUAUUAUUAUUAUUAUUAUUACAAUAUUUAUAUCCCGCCCUUCUCACCCAACAGGGGACUCAGGGCGGCUUGUAAUAAAACGCAUAUAUAAAAAUUAUACAGUGCAAUAUAAAUCAGUUAAAAAAUUAUUAUUAACUUACAUCAGUAUUCAUAAAAGACAUUAUAAAAUACAGGUAGGCGUGUUCAGUUCAAAAAACUGGGUCUGUCGAUUGAGUUCCAGCGUACAUGGUAAUCAUUAACGCUGCCAAUUAUAGUAGAGUCUCACUUAUCCAACAUAAACGGGCCGGCAGAAUGUUGGAUAAGCGAAUAUGUUGGAUAAUAAGGAGGGCUUAAGGAAAAGCCUAUUAAACAUCAAAUUAGGUUAUGAUUUUACAAAUUAAGCACCAAAACAUCAUGUUAUACAACAAAUUUGACAGAAAAAGUAGUUCAAUACGCAGUAAUGCUAUGUAGUAAUUACUGUAUUUACGAAUUUAGCACCAAAAUAUCACGAUGUAUUGAAAACACUGACUACAAAAAUGCGUUGGAUAAUCCAGAAUGUUGGAUAAGUGAGUGUUGGAUAAGUGAGACUCUACUGUAUUCAAAAGCCUGGCCCCAUAACCAUAACUCAUGGGGUUUUCUUGGCAAGGUUCAUUCCGAAGAGACUUGCCCUUGCCUUCCUUUGAGGCUGAGAGAGUGUCUCGCUCAUGAUCUCUUCCUGGGAUUGUGGCCCGGUUCUUUUGGAUCUGGCACGCAAAGAACUUGAUGCCUUUCCUUCAAGCCCUGUGUAGUAUUGAGGCCAGAAAGACCUUCAAAUCCUUCAAAGCCAAGUGGGUCUUAAUCAGAAGAAGGUGCCUUCUUUUUGCCUUCCUUCCUUUGCGGUAGGUUUGUCUUCAUGGCUCCGGCAGGUGGGCUCCGAGGCAGCUGCUUGGAGCUGUCAGCAAGGCCCUUCACCCAGCCUUUGCCCUCCUCCUCCUCCUCUUCCCAAAGGCCUCUGGUCAAAGGCUUUGGUGGGCUGCCAGCUGGGAAAGCAGAUCCCCAACAAAGCCCCGCUUGCCAGAGGAGGGAUUAAGGGCAGGAAGCGCAGGUGAGGCAGGUGACAUGUGUUGCCCUCUGAGCCGCUGCCACAGCCGCCGCCUUUGAUGCCCUCUAAUCAGGGAUGGCUUUGAGGCUUGGUUUUGAAGUGGGGAUCAAAGGCUUGGGGGUCUGCAAAAGGGGAUUGGGGCACGGCUGGCUAUAAAUACAGGCCAGGCACCUUGGGCCGCCUCUCGGGGAAUACAAAGGCCGCUUGUGCCAUGCUGAGGACUCCAAAGCCACCGCCAGGCAAAGACUGAGGAUGGAAGCCCUGAUCCUGCUGGGGUUCACCUGCCUCUGCUGCCCAGGGGCCACCUUGGUGCUGGACUUCAACGCCAUCCGGGGCUCGACGGAAGUGCCCGCCUCCAGAAAGAGCAGCCAGUGUUUGGCCGACAAGGACUGUCCAGCUGGGAAAUUCUGCCACAGGCCCAGAGAGGAGCCUCCGGUGUGCGCUGUGUGCCGAGGGCCGCGAAGGAGGUGCCAGAGGAGCCCCAUGUGCUGCCCAGGGAUGCUCUGCGUCAACGAUGUGUGCACUGCGAGUGACCGGAUGGCAGUGGCUGGUGGUCAAAAGAAGUCGACGGAGCCAUUGAGACCGGACCCACUUUCAACGGCAGGCCCUGCUUUGAAGGAAGGGGACACCCAAAGCCCACCUGGAGAAGCCCCGGAGGGCAAGAGCUGCCUCCGCUCCUCGGACUGUGCCGGGGGCCAGUGCUGCGCCCGCCAUUUCUGGACCAAGGUCUGCAAGCCGGUGCUCAGCGAGGGCCAGGUCUGCUCCAAACGGGGACAGAAGGAAGGCGCCCAGGGACCCGAAAUCUUCCAGCGCUGUAACUGUGGCCCGGGCCUGUCCUGCCGCUUGCUGCUUGGAGCGGCACCCAAGCCGUCCCGGCUGCGCGUCUGCCAGAGGAGAGCCGACAAGCCCCGGUCUGCUUGGUGAAGCGGAUUAACACCUGAGAUUGUGAAGAUCCACAGAGUUGUACACUGCAGAUCUGUUUCUAGCAAAUGGGGCACAUUGAGACAGAGAUUCUGCCAAAAACCCUGCUGCCAGUUUGUUGUCCCUAAGUAUACCUGGCCAGGAAAACUCCUGAUGAAAAAGGGGGCCUUUAACACUGUUUUGUUUAUUCCUUAGCUCAUCUUUUUUUUUUUUUUUGAUUGGCUGCAUUUGGAACUUAUUCCCAUAACUGCUAGAAGAAUGGGAUUUGCAAUUUUAAAAAAAGGCGGGUAGGUGAAACGGAAAGGGAAUUACUUUGGAUACUUUGAAAAUCCCCAUCCGGUGCUUCAAGUCUCUGCACCUGUGGGACUUUUGCGCUUGAAGAGGCCAGAUGGCCCUCUGUCAGGAGGGCUUUGAUUGUAUUUUCCUGCAUGAAAGGGAGUUGGGACUGGAUCCUUGGGGAUUUCUUUCCCCAACAUGACAAACUUUAAUCACUGGUGGGGUUUCAGGGGGUUCACCUGGCAUGAUGUGAGUUGUAGUUCACCCACAACCAUAUGUAUUUUGUAAAAUUAAAAAAUGACUUCUUCUCAUAACCCGGGCAACGCCAGGUACCCAAGCGAGUGUAUACAUACAGUAGAGUCUCACUUAUCCAACACUCGCUUAUCCAACGUUUUGGAUUAUCCAAUGCAUUUUUGUAGUAAAUGUCUUCAAUACAUCGUGAUAUUUUGGUGCCAAAUUCGUAAAUAUAGUAUUUCCUACAUAGCUAUCCAAUGCUAUUUAAGCUUGCUAACUGCAACAUUCACACUUGCUUCAAACAGACAAGGGUGCUUUCUUCCACCUUGGACAUUAUUCCACAAAUACAGUAGAGUCUAACUUAUCAAAGCCUCUGGAUUAUCCAUGCCAUUUUUUGUAGUCAAUGUUUUCAAUAUAUCAUGAUAUUUUGGGGCUAAAUUCGUAAAUACAGUAAUUACAACAUAACAUUACUGCGUAUUGAACUACUUUUUCUGUCAACAUGAUGUUUUGGUGCUUAAUUUGUAAAAUCAUAACCUAUUUUGAUGUUUAAUAGGCUUUUCCUUAAUCUCUCCUUAUUAUCCAACAUUCGCUUAUCCAACGUUCUGCCGGCCCGUUUACGUUGGAUAAGCGAGACUCUACUGUACAUGGGAUUGGACUGGAUGGCCCUUGGUGUCCCUUCUAACUCUAGGAUUUAAAGUCUGGAUUUGGACCUCCCUCCCCAUAUAAACAAGGCCUUCGUCGGAGGAAAGGGAAACAGAAGAGACUUCCAAAAGUUCUGAGGCUCCUCUUUGCCACCAAUUUAUUAUAUUUAAACAAGGGUAAGCCUCAUCCAAAGUUGAAGGGCUCAGAUGCUCACAGAGAGACGUGCUACAGCACACACACACACACACCCUCUUUGCACACAGGGAGACCCCUUGCUCCCACCCCCCAAAAUAGCACCAAUGUUACAGUUCUGGCUGGGAAGCCCAUGCUUUGCUGGAGAGGAAGAGGAGGGACUAUUCGCUCCGGUCUUUGGGCUCCCGGUAUUUCCACUGGAUGUAGUCAAAGAUGUCCUUCUCACUGUCCACUGGGAGGGGUUCCCCAGCAACUCCUGGAAAGAAAAAGGAGAAAAAACAUUGGGGCCCUCCCCAAAAAAGAUAAAAGUAAAGGUUUCCCCUGACGUUAAGUCCACUCGUGUCCGACUCUGAAAGUUGAUGCUCAUCUCCAUUUCUAAGCCGAAGAGCCGGCGUUGUCCGUAGACACCUCCAAGGUCAUGUGGCCAUUGGCAUGACUGCAUGGAGCGCCCUUACCUUCCUGCCGGAGUGGUACCUAUUGAUCUACUCACAUUGGCAUGUUUUUGAACUGCUAGGUUGGCAGGAGCUGGAGCUAACAGCGGGCGCUCACUCUGCUCCCUGGAUUUGAACCUGGGACCUUUUGGUCUGCAAGUUCAGCAGCUCAGCACUUUAACACACUGAGCCACCCGAGGCUCCCAGGGCAGAGGAAAAACCCCUCGGAGACUGUCGAGGGAUCAACUCUCUGCACACCCUGGCUGAUUUUGACAUACUGAUUUUCACCUGUGUAUAUUUGUUAUAUUUUAAUAGCAUCUUGUUUUAUCUCACUGUUUUAACUCUGCCUGUAGCCGCAAGGAGAGGCGGGUAAUAAAUAAUUAUUUUACCAUG
This is a messenger RNA of Anolis carolinensis (green anole), 6641 nucleotides long. It is a transcript of the gene dkk4, whose product is annotated as dickkopf WNT signaling pathway inhibitor 4. Bases 3805 to 4476 code for a protein of 223 amino acids. Gene Ontology annotation, cellular component: extracellular region. Lineage: Eukaryota; Metazoa; Chordata; Lepidosauria; Squamata; Anolidae. Gene Ontology annotation, biological process: negative regulation of canonical Wnt signaling pathway; multicellular organism development. The record is from RefSeq and is a predicted model, not a curated record. Gene Ontology annotation, molecular function: receptor antagonist activity; co-receptor binding. The transcript has 4 exons.